AAGAAAGAUCUCUGAAACAUCAUAGACUCCCUUCGUACUUUACCUAUACGACGAUUUCAAUCAACCUUCAAGGCUUUCCUUUGUGAUUUUCGUUGCUUAAUUUCAUCGAGAUUUUGCAGAUUUUGAGCUAAUUCGGCUACAUCCAUCCUACAGAUACUUACAAAAUGACGGGUGCCUGAUCGAUAACAACAAAUUUCUUCAACUUGGUUCUCCUAAAUAUGGCUUCCGUUGGAAUGGCUCCUACCGUAGUUGAAAAAGUUGGCGGUAAUUCUAUAUUUGUUGACAAACUUCCCGAGGAAAUCAAUGAAAUGACGAUCAAAGAUGACAAGGUUGAAAAGGAAAUGGAGGCAACAGUGGUGGAUGGAAAUGGGACAGAAACUGGCCACAUCAUUGUUACUACUAUUGGAGGUAGAAAUGGUCAACCUAAACAGACGAUAAGCUACAUGGCAGAGCGCGUUGUUGGCCAGGGUUCUUUUGGAAUUGUAUUUCAGGCAAAAUGCUUGGAAAGCGGAGAAGCUGUUGCGAUAAAAAAAGUGUUGCAAGAUAAGCGAUACAAGAACCGUGAAUUGCAAACGAUGCGGCUUCUUGAUCAUCCCAAUGUUGUUUCACUCAAACAUUGCUUCUUUUCGACAACAGACAAGGAUGAGCUGUAUCUUAAUCUGGUUCUUGAGUACGUGCCAGAGACGGCUUAUCGUGUAGCAAGACACUACAGUAAGGCAAAUCAGAGAAUGCCUAUGAUAUAUGUCAAACUAUACACGUAUCAGAUUUUUCGAGCACUGGCAUAUAUCCAUGCGAUAGGUGUUUGCCACAGAGACAUUAAGCCUCAAAAUCUUCUGGUGAAUCCUCAUUCUCAUCAGCUCAAACUCUGUGAUUUUGGGAGCGCAAAAGUUCUGGUGAAAGGGGAACCAAAUAUAUCCUACAUCUGUUCUCGGUACUACCGUGCACCUGAACUCAUAUUUGGGGCAACCGAAUACACAACUGCAAUCGAUAUCUGGUCAGUGGGCUGUGUUCUUGCUGAACUGCUUCUUGGACAGCCUCUUUUCCCAGGUGAGAGUGGAGUCGACCAGCUUGUAGAAAUUAUCAAAGUCCUUGGUACACCAACUCGUGAAGAAAUCAAAUGCAUGAAUCCGAACUACACGGAGUUUAAGUUCCCACAAAUCAAGGCUCACCCUUGGCACAAAAUUUUUCACAAGCGGAUGCCCCCGGAAGCCGUAGAUCUUGUUUCAAGACUCCUCCAAUAUUCUCCAAACUUGAGGUGUACUGCGUUGGAGGCGUGUAUCCAUCCAUUCUUCAACGAACUUCGUGAUCCAAACACCCGUCUUCCUAACGGCCGUCCGUUGCCACCUCUCUUCAAUUUCAAGCCGCAAGAGCUAAAAGGUGCAUCGUUUGAACUUGUGGCUAAACUCAUACCGGAACAUGCUCGGAAACAAUGUCCCGUGCUCGGAAGUUAAAAAAAACUUAACGAUAACGGUAACGAUCGGUAUCAAUGCACUAAUUGAUGGUAUGACAUAUGUUUGUUUAUUAUAUCUCUUAUUAUUCCACUUAACUUGGAUUUUGGCAACUGCCUUUUCCUUUCCUUCCGUUGUUUGUUUUCAUGGUCCAAAAGUGAUGUAUGUUUGUAAGGUAUUGUUGUUGUCUAAUAUUAUUAUGCAAACAUUCUGACUGUUUGGUAGCAGUUUAACGAGUUUAAUGGGAUUCACAGCUUAUUCAGUC
This is a messenger RNA of Cynara cardunculus var. scolymus (artichoke), 1713 nucleotides long. Its product is annotated as shaggy-related protein kinase epsilon-like. Lineage: Eukaryota; Viridiplantae; Streptophyta; Magnoliopsida; Asterales; Asteraceae. The transcript has 13 exons. Gene Ontology annotation, molecular function: protein serine/threonine kinase activity; ATP binding. Gene Ontology annotation, cellular component: cytoplasm. The record is from RefSeq and is a predicted model, not a curated record. Gene Ontology annotation, biological process: protein phosphorylation; signal transduction. Bases 219 to 1451 code for a protein of 410 amino acids.